This is a messenger RNA of Lolium perenne, 1424 nucleotides long. Its product is annotated as protein ELC-like. Gene Ontology annotation, cellular component: ESCRT I complex. Gene Ontology annotation, biological process: protein transport; protein modification process; endosome to lysosome transport. The record is from RefSeq and is a predicted model, not a curated record. NCBI's taxonomy places the organism in Eukaryota, Viridiplantae, Streptophyta, Magnoliopsida, Poales, Poaceae. Gene Ontology annotation, molecular function: ubiquitin binding.
GCUUCUCCUUCCUCCGUCUUCCCUUCCCACCCGAUCCGAGCCGAAACCCUAGGAUUUUCUCUCCGAUCCGAUGGCUCCUUCUCCUUCGCCGGCGGCGGCUAGCGACGCGCAGUACGCGCAACAGUUCCUGAACACGGCGCUGUCCCAGCGGGGCCCCUCGGCGCUGCCCUACGCGGAGGACGUCAAGUGGCUGAUCCGCAACCACCUGGUCGCCCUCGCCGGCGCCUUCCCGUCCCUCCACCCCAGGGCGGCCCUCUUCACCCACAACGACGGCCGCGCCGCGCACCUGCUCCAGGCCGACGGCACCAUCCCCAUCACUCACGCCGGCGCCGUCUACCACCUCCCCGCCGUCCUCUGGCUCCCCGACCCCUACCCGCGCGCCCCGCCCCUCGUCUUCCUCUCCCCGACCCGCGACAUGCUCAUCAAGCCCCACCACCCGCUCGUCGACCGCUCCGGCCUCGUCGCCGGCGCGCCCUACCUCCGCUCCUGGGUCUUCCCCUCCUCCAACCUCCUCGACCUCGCCAGGUCCCUCUCCCACCUCUUCAGCCUCGACCCGCCUCUCUUCAGCAGACCCACUCCUCCCAAUCCUCUUCCUGCCGCCCCCUCCUCCUCCUCCUCCUCGAUGAACCCAGCCCCCUCUCCACGCCCCCCUUCAGACUACGCAUCCCGCCCAUACAGCUUCCCGGCCUCGCCCCAGCUCGCCGCUCGCCCCCCGCCCACCGAGGACCCCGCCGAGGUCUUCAGGCGCAACGCCAUCGCCAAGCUCGUCGACACGGCCUACGCCGACGCCGCCGCCCUGGGUGCUGCACGGGCGGCCGAGGUCGUCGCCCUCUCCGCCGUGCAGGCCGAGCUGCGUGCCCGGGGGGAAUCCGUCGACGGCGGGGUGCGCAGGAUCGCCGAGGAGAUGGAGGCGCUCGAGCGCCGUCUUCAGGACGUGACCAUGGCCACCCAUGUCAUCGAGGCCUGGGUCGCUGAGAACCGCAAGGACGAUGGAGACACCGAAGCGGAGGGCGCAAUCCAGCCCGCGGACGUGCUGUCCAGGCAGAUGCUUGACUGUAGUGCAGCUGAUCGGGCGCUCGAGGACGCCAUUUAUGCACUCGACCGGGGCGUCCAGGAAGGCUCCGUGCCGUUCGACGGCUACCUCAGGAGCGUGCGUGCGCUGGCGCGGGAGCAGUUCUUCCAGCGCGUCCUCUACACCAAGGUCACUAGGGAGCAGCAGCAGCAGGCGCAGGUCGCUAGGAUGGCCGCACGGGCUCCGCCACAGUAUGCGUCCUAUGACCACCAGGGAUAGGUCAGUAUACAUGUUGCUUUUCAAUCGAUUCCAUCCAUUGUAAGAGUCACUCACAGUGUAAAGUUCAAUACCGGCGUUGGUGUGUGCUUAGCGAGAUUAUUUUUCUGGUCAGGAUGAUUACUGAAUAUGAACA